Cylicocyclus nassatus is the source of this 687-nucleotide messenger RNA. Lineage: Eukaryota; Metazoa; Nematoda; Chromadorea; Rhabditida; Strongylidae. The record is from the annotation of a GenBank genome assembly.
GGCGACCAAAUUCAGUGUGUUUUCUGCCUAGCGCAGCACAGGAGCUCGCAUGCAGACGGAACCUAGUGUGCCAGUACGAUCAUUGAUGAUGGCAGGAGUAGAAGAAAGUAACGGAAAAAACAUUGUGGAUGGUACUCCGUCUUACGCGGCUACCUGUUGGCCUGAUGUUCCGAUACCAGCGCAUCAUUCUUUCUAGCAGAACAUGCUCAGACAAGAUUUCUGAUCCUUACAAGCGCGUUGGCCAGACAGGCGGCGAGCAAGGAAGCAAGGUUCAUACAUCAAAGAAAUUUGAGGAUGAUGUCAAAUCGCAAAGACUUCACAGUGAUGGUGGUCAAGAGAUUCAUAGUACUGGUGGAACGCCUACUGGAGGAGAUAGUGGUCUUCGCAACAAGCUGAUAAUGGCCGCUUCCCUGCUCCUGUUCUCGUAUCUAGUCUAUCGCUUUUACAGCCAGUCUAAACCUCCUCACAAAGCAGUGCGUGAAGCAGAAUUCGGUGUAAGAGACGCGAAGAAAGAUGGUACUCACAACAAGAUAUGGCAUGAUAAUGACAAGGUUGAUCCUCCGAAUGAGGGCAAAGUAUCCGUAACUAACUAUGGGAUACAUCCCAUGUCAAAAAGCGACAAGGCAGACGAGGUUGCCACUAACUUACUCCACGGCAGUCCACCGGGCUCGACAAAACAGUGAUGAU